Molecule: messenger RNA, 909 nt
Organism: Mytilus trossulus (common blue mussel)
Lineage: Eukaryota; Metazoa; Mollusca; Bivalvia; Mytilida; Mytilidae
Product: glutathione S-transferase 3-like
Exons: 5
Coding region: 287-907 (206 amino acids)
Biological process (GO): glutathione metabolic process
Molecular function (GO): glutathione transferase activity
Source: RefSeq, a predicted model, not a curated record
UCAUUUUUAUUUGUAGUAUAUGUUUCAGUUGCAAAACAUACCCAAUGUGACGUAUUAGAUCUGAUAAGUUAAAUAGCGUGUCAUAAAAAUGAUUCAUUUAUAUACAAGUGUUUAUUUUGACCAACUAUUUAGGGUGUAGUGGUCACUCCGACUUAUCUUGUUUGCACACCGUAAAUUGCUCAAUAAGUAUUUCGUUGUUAAGUAUUAAGACGAUGAAAAUCCAACGAUAAAGAUUUUAACAACCAGCACACUUUAUAAAUAUUAAUAGACAAGUCGGUAGGGAGUGAUGUCGACUUAUAAGGUAACUUAUUUUAACGGGAGAGGGAGAGGAGAAUUGACCCGCCUUCUUCUCGUGGCUGCUGGACAAGAAUUUGAAGAUGAAAGAGUAACCAGAGAGGAAUGGCAGAAAUUGAAACCAAAUAUGCCACAAGGAACGUUACCUGUGUUAACGGUGAAUGAUAAAAUGGUACCUCAGAGUGGAGCAAUAAAUAGACACCUCGCUAGGAAAUUAGAUUUGUAUGGUAAAACAAAUGAAGAAAUGACCACGAAUGACAUUGUCAUGGAAACCGUUAAUGAUUUUAGAAAUACGCUAGUCCGGGCGCAUUUUGAACAAGACGAUACAAAAAAGACAGAACUUUUUAAAAAUAUCAAAGAACAGACAGUUCCUAAUUUUGUAAACCAGAUGGAGAAUGUGCUAUGUGAAAAUAAUGAUGGCAGUGGAUUUUUUGUUGGCUCUUCGAUAACCGUUGGAGAUUUAGCCAUAUUGGACGUGAUGGAAGUUGUUGUCGGACUUGUAUUACCAUCGGCAUUGGACCAAUCAGAAAAGUUAAAAGCUCACCGUGACAGAGUAUCAAACUCUCCGAGAAUAAAAGAAUGGUUAGAAACAAGACCAAGAACGGAUAUGUAAUU